Cannabis sativa is the source of this 1215-nucleotide messenger RNA. RefSeq names its product RPM1-interacting protein 4-like. The transcript is spliced from 5 exons. The record is from RefSeq and is a predicted model, not a curated record. The coding region runs from base 155 to 1021 and encodes 288 amino acids. NCBI's taxonomy places the organism in Eukaryota, Viridiplantae, Streptophyta, Magnoliopsida, Rosales, Cannabaceae.
AGGUAAACAAGUCUUAUAAGUAAACUUUGUAACCAUCGAUAUAUUCUUUCAUUUGUACUCAGCAGGAGAUUUAUUUUUCUAGCUAUACCAGCCAGCCACUACAAUCUUAAUUUCGACAUCUUCUUCAUUUGCUAUUCGAUCAUCCAUAUCCCUUAUGGCUACAUCACAUGUCCCAAAGUUUGGCAACUGGGAAAACGACGACGUACCAUACACAGCCUACUUUGACCACGCACGCAAAGAGAAACCCAAAGGAGGCCAUGCCAGGUUCAACCCGAACGACCCCGAAGAGAAUCCCGAGGCCUUCAUUGGAGCUACGAAUAGGAUAGUGCACCAUAAGCCUCUGGAAAGCGAAGCACCCAAUCAAUACCAUCAUAGCAAUUCAUCAUCAUCCCAUGCAAACGAACCAGCACGGCGGAGCCACGGCCACCGCACACGUCAUCACAGAAGCGGUUCAGGAGCUAGCGCGGGUCAUAUGACAACAUCAGAAUCUGGAGGCAGUGGUAGUUAUAAGAGUAACAAUAAUAAUAAUAAUAAUAAUAGUUAUACUGAGAAAAGCAGUACUUCUGAUCAGCAUCACCAGUCUCGUCAAAGAUCAUCACGUGCGAAUAUUAAUUUGGUAUCUGAUCAUCAUAAGAAGAAGACUACUACUUCUAAUUCUUCUUCUUCUUCUUAUUCGGCUCAAGUAGUAAUAAGUCAUGACAGUAGCUCUUGCUCAGUCUCGGACAUUAUUAAAGGGCAGGGGCGACACACAGCUAGUACUGCUCAUGAUCAUCAUCACCAUAGAACAACAUCAAUACCAAAAUUUGGGGCUUGGGAUGUGAAUGAUCCGAGGUCAGGAGAUGGAUUUACUGUCAUAUUCGAGAAGCUGAAGGAAGAAAAGACCAACGUCACUUCUAGUAAGAUCCCAAAUAUUUCGCCUCCACCGCAUCACUUUUCGAAACUAGACCACAGUAAACGUACUAAUAAUAACACAUCUUCUAUAUCAAAGAUAUGUUGCUGUUUUCCAACUGGAGGAGAAUGAUUUUACGUGAAUGAUGAAUGACUAUAUUAUAUGAUUUUCUUUUAUUUCCAAGCAUAUAAAUCUAUAGCAAAUCCAACAAACGACUCAUUUUUCUCUCGAUUAUAUUGUAUAAAUAGAUAUAUACACUUUUGGAAUUUGAAUUAUUGGAAAUUGUGUUUUUCUAAUUAAUAUAUAUUGUCCAAAGGUUUUGUGUA